Messenger RNA from Phragmites australis (common reed), 1698 nucleotides. RefSeq lists its product as uncharacterized. The record is from RefSeq and is a predicted model, not a curated record. Lineage: Eukaryota; Viridiplantae; Streptophyta; Magnoliopsida; Poales; Poaceae.
CAUCAACUUUAGCAUCGCCCUAAUUUAAUUAUGCACAAAGUCACAAACACCCUGCGCGUUACCAUGGCCAGACGAACCCAAACGGCCAAACCCCAAACUUGGCAGAAUCCCAAAAUUAACUGCACCACCACCUCUCUUUGCGCGCCUCUCCCCACCACCGCGACCGCCGCCGGCCGCCAGCAAUGCCUCCCCCUCCGCCGCCGUCCACCGGCAGGGGGCGGUGCGUCCUCAGCAUCGCGGCGGCGCGGGACCGCUGCUUCAGCCGCCGCUUCCUCAAGGCCGGUCUGCGCCCGCACGUGCCGAUCCCCGCCGGCCCGGACCCCGACCCCGCCACCACCGUCCACAUGUGCGUGCCUGCCAGGCCCCCGCGCAACCCGCUCCUCCUCCUCCACGGCUUUGGCGCCUCCUCCACCUGGCAGUGGGCGCCGUACCUCCGCCCGCUCAUCGGCGCAGGGUUCGACACCAUCGUCCUGGACCUCGUCUUCUUCGGCGCCUCCUGCACGCGUCUCCCCGAUCGAUCCGACACCUUCCAGGCCCGCACGAUCAAGGCGGUCAUGCAGGCCAUCGGGGUGAGCAGGUUCGGGCUGGUCGGGGUCAGCUACGGGGGCUUCAUGGGGUACCGGAUGGCGGCCAUGUACCCGGAGGCGGUGGGGAGGGUGGCGAUGGUCUGCGCGGGGGUGUGCCUCGAGGAGAAGGACCGCGAGGGACUGUUCCCGGUGGCCGGCGUCGGGGAGGCGGCGGCGCUGUUCGUGCCGCGGCUGCCGUUCAUCAUGCCGUCCUGCUUCCUCUGGGACUACAUGAAGGUGAUAGGCUCUGAUCAUAUCCAGGAGAAGACUGAACUACUAUUCGCUUUGAUUAGUGGGAGACAACUUUCAAAUCUUCCAAAACUAAGUCAGCCGACACUUAUAAUUUGGGGGGAGCAAGAUCGGGUGUUCCCAAUGGAGCUGGCUCACAGAUUGAUUCGGCGUGUGGAGGGGAAUUCUCGAUUAGUUGUCAUAAAAAAUGCUGGACAUGCAGUCAAUCUUGAGAAGCCCAAAGAGGUGUGCAGGAACAUCAUUGGGUUUUUCAAAGAGCCAGUUGCCGAAGCUUCAAACGGGGACAAGGUGUAGCGUCGCCGACGGCUGACAGGUCUUCGCUGGGCAUCUGCAGAUCGCUCGUGGCACGCAAACCACGAGAGACAUGAAACAUCUCUCGGCGAUUAUCUGAUGUAUCAGAUUCAUUUGCAAUAGCGAUUCACAAGCAUCUAACGGAAAAGCUGUUCAACCAAAAAAUGACUGGUACCGGUGUGACCCCUGUGUUAUGCCCGUUUUCGCACGCCUGUCGCUUCCAUCACCGGCUGCAUGGCGCAGAAGUUUGGGUGUGUUUGGUUGCUUGCAUAUACCUCAGUCUGGCUCAGGGAUAGUAGGUGUUUGGUUGUCUACAUGCUACCUGAGCUUGGUUUUCACGAUAUAAAUGCAUGCACUCAGUCUCAUUCUGCAUAUGUGGAAUUUAGGCAUUUUCGUAGAGCUAAGCUCGUUAGAUGCAGUUUGGUGUCCAGUUAAUGAUGUUAUUAGUGUAUGUAUUAAGUGAUAUUAAUGUAUUUCGAAGAAUAUUGAAGUUUAAUAAGAUAAACUAAUGACUAUAACAGUACAAUGACAUGGUAACACUUGUUUGUGCAAUUUUAUCUUAUGCAGUAUGUCUUCGUACUAGCAACUAAAC